AUGUCAUUACCGAAUUCAAAUAACUCAACGCAACUCGUUCGUGCUUCCGGUUGGCCAAAAACAACUGCUCCAAGUGCGACGAUCAAUUCAACUACUUCUACAACACCGACCUCUGCAACAGCAACUACCACUGUGCAAACACCCACCACACCAAAUCAAACAAAUUCAACACCGCCAAUACUAACUGCUCUAACUGAUAACAAUUCAAAACUAAAUAAUUCAGCAACAAAUAGCAGCAGUCAAUCAUUUACGCACUUGGAACGUACAAUACAAAGUUAUCCAUUAACAAAUUAUACAUUUGGUACAAAAGAUGCAUUAUAUGAACGUGAUAGCUCUGUACAAGCACGUUUUCAACGUAUGAGAGAAGAAUUUCAGACAAUGGGUAUGCGACGUUCAGUUGAAGCCGUUUUAUUGGUUCAUGAACACAAUCUACCACAUGUUUUAUUGUUACAACUGGGUACAACAUUUUUUAAGUUACCAGGUGGUGAGUUAAAUCCUGGUGAGGAUUCAAUUGAAGGUUUAAAACGUUUAUUAAACGAAACACUUGGUCGUCCUGAAGUUACUCCGCAAAAUCAAUGGCUAGUCGAAGAUGUUAUUGGUAAUUGGUGGCGACCAAAUUUUGAAGCACCACGUUAUCCCUAUGUUCCUGCACAUAUAACAAAACCAAAAGAACAUAUUAGAUUAUAUCUUGUUCAAUUAGGUGAAACAUCCAUGUUUGCUGUACCAAGAAAUUAUAAACUUGUUGCUGCACCACUCUUUGAAUUGUACGAUAAUAGUUCUGGUUAUGGUCCGAUUAUAUCCAGUUUACCGCAGGCAUUAAGUCGAUUCAAUUUUAUAUAUAAUUGA
Molecule: messenger RNA, 846 nt
Organism: Didymodactylos carnosus
Lineage: Eukaryota; Metazoa; Rotifera; Eurotatoria; Philodinida; Philodinidae
Source: the annotation of a GenBank genome assembly